Messenger RNA from Macadamia integrifolia, 2110 nucleotides. RefSeq names its product non-specific phospholipase C1-like. NCBI's taxonomy places the organism in Eukaryota, Viridiplantae, Streptophyta, Magnoliopsida, Proteales, Proteaceae. Gene Ontology annotation, biological process: phospholipid catabolic process. Gene Ontology annotation, molecular function: hydrolase activity, acting on ester bonds. Bases 126 to 1727 code for a protein of 533 amino acids. The record is from RefSeq and is a predicted model, not a curated record. The transcript has 3 exons.
GAUGAACAACCACGCCGGCCCUGUUUACUUCCCACCUAUUCUUUCUUGAAGUCAGAGAUAGCUUUAUCCUCCUCCGGUACUUUGGUUUUCCCGGCCACCGUGUUUACUUCCUUGGGCCGGCCAAGAUGGUGGACCGCCGCCAUCUACUUUUCACUCUCCUCUUCUUCCACCUCCUAGUUUUUUCUGAAUCCCACAAAUUCAAUAACUUCCACCGGAAGAAGAAAAUCGAUGGCCCCAUCAAAACCCUUGUGGUUAUAGUCAUGGAAAACCGCUCCUUCGAUCACAUUUUAGGAUGGCUUAAAUCAACUCGCCCGGAUAUUGAUGGUCUGACCGGAAAAGAAUCGAACCGUUUCUCGGCUUCUGACCCUAAUUCGCAGGAAGUCUUCGUCUCCGACGACGCUGUGUUCGUCGACUCCGAUCCUGGUCACUCGUUUCAAGCGAUUCGAGAGCAGAUUUUUGGGUCAGAGGACGUCUCCGCCAACCCUGCUCCCAUGAAUGGGUUUGUUCAAGAAGCAGCGAAUAUGGACGAGCGUAUGCCGAAGACGGUGAUGAGUGGUUUCAAGCCGGAGCUUGUUCCAGUUUACACCUCUUUGGCGAACGAGUUCGCUGUUUUCGAUCGAUGGUUCGCUUCUGUGCCCACUUCGACUCAGCCGAAUCGGUUUUACGUUCACUCGGCCACCUCUCAUGGGUGUCAGAGUAACGUAAGAAAGGACCUCAUCCAUGGUUUCCCUCAGAAGACUAUUUUCGAUUCGAUAGAAGAGAAUGGGCUUAGCUAUGGGAUUUAUUACCAGAAUAUCCCUGCAACUCUGUUCUUGAAGAGCAUGAGGAAGCUUAAGCACGUGAUUAAGUUCCAUAGUUACAGUUUGAAGUUCAAAUUACACGCCAUGUUAGGUAGGCUUCCUAAUUAUGUGGUGAUCGAGCAGAGGUACUUUGAUGUGAACUUGUUCCCUGCAAACGAUGAUCAUCCAUCGCAUGACGUUGCGCUUGGGCAGAAGUUUGUGAAGGAGGUGUAUGAGACAUUGAGGAAAAGCCCCCAAUGGAAUGAAACGGCGCUGUUGAUCACCUAUGACGAGCAUGGUGGGUUUUAUGAUCAUGUGUCCACGCCGGUUGCUGGUGUCCCCAACCCUGAUGGGAUUAUUGGUCCUGAUCCAUUCUACUUCAGGUUCGAUAGGUUGGGUGUUCGAGUACCGACGUUUCUUAUCUCUCCCUGGAUAGAGAAAGGGCUUGUGAUCCAUGAGCCUAAUGGACCAACUCAAUAUUCACAAUAUGAACAUUCUUCUGUUGCUGCAACUGUAAAGAAGCUCUUCAACCUGAAAUCAAAUUUCCUGACAAAGAGAGACGCAUGGGCUGGGUCCUUUGAGAACUACUUCUACCUCCGUGACACACCCCGUACUGAUUGUCCAGAAAAGUUGCCCGAAGUCACAACUUCGUUGAGGCCACAUGGACCGCAUGAGGACAAGAGCCUUUCGGAAUUCCAGUUGGAGUUGAUUAUGCUUGCAGCUCAACUGAACGGAGAUCACGUUCUCAGUUCUUAUCCAGACAUGGGAAAAAGCAUGACAGUGGCUGAAGCCAACAGGUACGCCGAGGAUGCCGUAGCUAGGUUUUUGGAAGCUGGAAAAGCUGCCUUAAGGGCUGGAGCUAAUGAGUCUGCCAUUGUUACCAUGAAACCUUCACUCACAAGCCGAACAACUGGAGGAGUCUAUGGGUCACAUUUUCAAAGUCAUUGAUUAACCCAUGAUGAUUAUCAUCAUAAUCUAUUGUAAAUAUGAUACGUAAAUUCACAAAUACCUUUAUUUCUGUAUUAUAUAAGAAAAAUGUUCUACUUUUACGAUGGCUAUAGGAUAGAAUGGUUGGUCUUGUGGCUAACCUCUUAUGGAAGUUCAACUGUUGUGAUGGCUAAUUCAGUUUGGUGGUUGGUCAGCAAAUGUUCUGUUGCAUGGUGAGAGAAAGGUGUACCAUGUAAGAGAGAGGGCAAAAAUGUUAGAUUGUCUAAUUCUGAACCUUGUAGUUGUUAGAAUGUAAGAGCUUCAUUCUUGUGGCUUCGCCUUCACAGCAAAUGUCCAAUAAUAGGCUCCAUGAUGGUGGCAGAUUAUCUCUCUUUCACAUGAAA